Molecule: messenger RNA, 1884 nt
Organism: Saccostrea echinata
Lineage: Eukaryota; Metazoa; Mollusca; Bivalvia; Ostreida; Ostreidae
Product: zinc finger protein 37-like
Exons: 2
Coding region: 59-1363 (434 amino acids)
Source: RefSeq, a predicted model, not a curated record
AUUUGCUCAUACGGGGAUUUUCAAGAUGAAGGCGUUCAUGGCAAAGUAACCGACUCAGAUGAAUGCUGAAGGUCUGACCAUGGAUGAUUACAAAGGACAUCCUAGGGAAGAUGUGUGUCAUUUGCUACAAUCUGUGAUCUUACAAAUCUGUGAAGAGCAUUACCAGGCUUGUGGUGAUGUGGAAGUUGAUGCUAUUAUAUGUUUGUCAACUCUUAAUUCUGACAGUCAGGAUGUCGUUAAAAUUCACAAAGUAUUGCCUUCAUGCAAUUUUAAAAACAGACAUAAAAGGACAGCUAAUAUACCUCUUGAGCAAAUAGCAAAGUUUAGACAUUCCAAAAGACAAAAGUUUUUAAGGAAACACCACCAUAGAAGUUCUUCUUUUGUACCGAGAUUUCCUAGACAGCAGGAUUACAUUCCAAUUUAUGCCUCAAAUGAAUUUGACCAAGACGCUGAAGCCAUUCUUUCUACCCAUUCUCAAGUAAAAGAAGAAGACAUGGAAUUGAAUUCCCUACAAAAUACUAAUAGCGGUUCUUCAGACAGAGAUGAGUUUAAGUCUGAAGCUGGAGAAGAACCUAAUGGUCUUGAUACCUCCACUGACCACCACAAUAAUCUGAUGUCCAGUGAAAUGGAUCAAAAUUCCUUUAUAUCACAACAGGAUGAGAAAUCAGCUAUUCCUGAAGCUAUAUAUGUGUGUAAGGAAGAGCCAUGUGAAAAACUAGAUACAGACCCACCAAAUUACUCAAGUCGACCAAAGAGAAAGCAAAAUCCAAAGAGAAUUGUUCACUUGCAAGAUAUGCAAAAUGAGUUUGAAAAAGACAUUAGUUGUCUUGAGAAUGACACUGGAGUUUGUUUUCCCCAUUCAAAUGUGAAUGAAAGAAAUUCUCUGGAUCAGAAACAAUUCACUUUGGAUGAGGACAGUGGGGAUACAGACGAAUUCCAAGCUAUGUAUACCUCAGGUCAUAAGCCAGUACACAGCUAUGCUGAAACAGAAGUCGAGGGAGAUGGUACUGCUGAAACAGAUUCCAUUUUUCAAGAAACGGAAGAAAUUGAUCCUUUAGAAGUUUCAGAAAGUCCUACAACAGAAAAAGUUUCUGUUAGUAAACACAGAAAUAAAAAGAUUUCCCCGAACCUGCUUCAUAAUAAGAGCAAAGUAUUCCGGUGUAGUAAAUGUGGUUCGGGGUUCAGCAGCAAGAAAUCUCAGAUGAGACAUGAACGAUAUAACUGCGGAGACAUUCCUCAUUUUGAGUGCAAUGUCUGUGGCAAAUUUUAUUCCAGAGCGGACAGUAAAACAAGGCACUUGUGGAAAAUACAUGGCAUCAAAAUUUCCACCCCUGAUAAGAAUAACCCUCUGGAAUUUCCAUAAUUUAUGCAAUGCAUUGAUUGGUUAGUUGAUUUAUAUGUAACAAAGAUGUCAUUUGAAAGCUGUUUACCACUUCACAGUGACAGUCACAAAGUUUGCUUUAUUUACACUUCUUAACAAUUAUCAAAAGAUUUUUUAGCCACCUAUUUUUUGAGUAGACACUUUUUUUCCUUAUCUAUUUAACAUUAACAAAUUGUAGAUUUACACAAUGUGGCAUCACAUUUUUUUCCAAUUGAAAAAGUAUUGUCACUCUAAACAUGUCUGUGAAAAUAUUUUUUUUUGUAUGUGUGUGUUAUACUGAUACAUUAUCAUGAUUUUGUAUCAAACAAGUCAGAAUUUCAUUUCAAAAUGACUAAAAGCUGCAGCUUCAAUAGGAUCUCUAUAAUGUCUUUUACAACACAUUUUUGUUUAAAGAUAAUAGUCUUUUUACCAUAGAUGACCAAAUGCACACCAGAUUCAUCUACCUCAAUAUCAAUGCUCACAAUCAUGAUAAUUUAGAAGUAAAAAUGUGAAGAAUUCAGAUA